GCGCCGGAAGAGGAGUGUUUUUCCGCCGAGAUCCCGGAAGUGGCUGUGUUGUGGUCGCCGGCCUGAGAAUGGCUCGCCGGUUCUGCGUGGAGCUGUGAGGGGCCAUGUCGUGAGGGAGGGGAGGGAGGGAGCGGCGGGAGAGAGGGCUUCCCACUCCUUUAUGGGCCACUUUCUCUCGCGGAAGGAGGGAACGGGAGCCGCGCCGGGACGCAGCGCGGAGCAGAGCCGCCUCCGCCGCCGCUUUCGCCUCCGCCGCCGGGUCCUGAGCGGCGGGAGCCGGGGCUGCUUCCUCCGCGGGCCUUGCAUGCUGUGCUUCUUGGUCCACGGCGCCCCCGAGGAGCCCCCGCAGGCCAGGCGGCCCUCCCCGCGCCUCUUGGCGGCGCUGAAGGAAGAGCGCGGCCUCCGCUGCCCACGCCUCCGCCGGCACCUGCUGCUCUCCGGACUCCUCCUCCCGCCGCCGCCGCCGCCGCCCCCUCCCGGGCGUCGAGGCGCCCCCGGCCCUGCCCUGGAGAGCGGCCAGGCCCCGCCGGAGAUGGUCUGCAAGCGCAAAGGCGUCGGACUGCCCGCCUGCCCGCCCCGCAAGCAGCCCCGCUGCGCCGCCAUCGCCGCCGGCCCUGACAGCGCCGCCCCGCCGCUUCCGCCACCCGCGCACCUCGCCUGCCCGCUGCCCUCCGCCUCCGAGCCCAGGGAGCCCGCCGCCAGCGAGAACGGGGCCGGGAGGGCGCUGCCCGCCGAAGGGGCCCGGCCACAAGCACCCCGAGUCGGCGGCGAGGAGGAGGAGGAGGAGGGCGAGGAGAAGAACAAGAAGGGCGAGCGGCGCCAGCAGGAGCCCCGCCGAGAGCCCCCCGACUGCGAGGAGCCCCCCGAAAACCCCGGCGACUACUGCUCUCGCGGGGAGCCCCCCGGCCCCACCCCGGACAUCAACCAGCUGCCGCCCUCCAUCCUCCUCAAGAUAUUUUCCAACUUAUCUUUGAAUGAACGAUGUCUUUCAGCAUCAUUGGUUUGUAAAUAUUGGCGUGAUCUUUGUUUAGAUUUCCAGUUUUGGAAGCAAUUGGAUCUUAGUAGUCGUCAGCAGGUCACUGAUGAGUUACUUGAAAGAAUUGCAUCACGGAGUCAGAAUAUAACUGAAAUCAAUAUUUCAGAUUGCCGUAAUGUAUCAGAUACUGGAGUAUGUGUGCUAGCAUCUAAAUGCCCUGGACUGCUAAGGUAUACGGCCUAUAGAUGUAAACAGCUUUCUGAUACAUCUAUAAUUGCAGUGGCCUCACAGUGUCCUCAACUACAGAAAGUACAUGUGGGUAACCAAGAUCGGCUUACAGAUGAAGGACUCAAGCAGCUGGGCUCAGAGUGUCGGGAACUGAAAGAUAUUCAUUUUGGACAAUGUUACAAGAUCUCAGAUGAAGGAAUGAUCAUUAUAGCUAAAGGCUGCCUGAAGUUACAGAGAAUAUACAUGCAGGAAAACAAAUUAGUGACAGAUCAAUCUGUUAAGGCAUUUGCUGAACACUGUCCUGAGUUGCAGUAUGUUGGGUUUAUGGGAUGUUCUGUUACAUCUAAAGGAGUCAUACACCUUACCAAUCUAAGAAACCUUUCCAGCUUGGAUCUACGUCACAUCACAGAACUGGAUAAUGAAACAGUGAUGGAAAUAGUAAAGAGAUGCAAAAACCUUACUUCCCUCAAUCUGUGUCUGAACUGGAUUAUAAAUGACAGAUGCGUGGAAGUCAUUGCUAAAGAAGGACAGAACUUGAAAGAACUUUAUUUGGUGUCAUGUAAAAUUACAGACUAUGCACUGAUAGCUAUCGGGCGAUAUAGUAUGACAAUAGAGACUGUGGAUGUGGGAUGGUGCAAAGAAAUCACUGAUCAGGGAGCCACCCAAAUUGCUCAGAGCAGUAAGUCACUCAGAUACUUGGGACUGAUGAGGUGUGAUAAGGUGAAUGAAGUGACCGUGGAACAGCUGGUGCAGCAACACCCACACAUCACCUUCAGCACCGUCCUACAAGACUGCAAGAGGACCUUGGAAAGAGCAUACCAGAUGGGCUGGACACCCAAUAUGUCCACUGCCUCUUAGCUCAUGAUCCAGUACUAAAUAGACAGCAGAGUUAGACUGAACAUUUGAAAAUUGUUUUUUAUUAUUAAUGUUUUGCUUUUUAUGAAAGAUAUGUUCCAUUUUAGUAUAAAUCUUUUAAUUUUGAAUAUGAAUAUAUAUGUGGGAAAUGUCUGUUCAGUCUGUUAAUGGAAACAUUGGAAGAAAAGAAAACCUGGUCAGAUAUUUUAUUUUUCUGAAUGUUUAUUUGUGAACAUAAAGACUUUGCAAAGAGCUUGUUGCUACUCUUCUUGAUGCAAUAUACUUUUCAGUUUACAUAAAGCAGAUACAUCAUUUGGAUGUUUUGUCCAAGUUAUAUGUUCAUUAUGGAAACAAUUAUUUAGAGAUGGAUUGUAUGUUUUUAUGUACAUAAAUGCAAUGUUUAAAAGCCUUUGGCCAAUUUCUUAAAGUUGGUUCCUUUUAGUUCUGUGUAAUUUAAUAUAUUAUGCCUUUCCCUUUCAUAUUAUAUCUUUAUUUCAGGUGUUCAUAUCUCUUUUUAGAUUAUAAGUGACAAUUUCUUUCCUCAAGACCACUUAAAUUAAAUGCAAAUCUUAAAGCAAAUUGUCUACAUUUAUGCUAUCCACACAUGUGUGUUUUUGAGAUGCAGAGCAAAGAAUCCACAAGUAAAAUGUAGAAAAAUAGAACAUUUCAAUUACAUGUCCUCUGUUUUAAUGGGACCUUUGAUAAAUGCUGGGCAUGUAUGUUGUGGGUAUAUUUACAUAGAUGGUACUGCUGCUUUCUGUUAGUGCUGCCAUUUUUGCCCUUUAGCUUGUUAAUCUGUUGUAAAUCUACUGUCCUUUUGAAACAAACAACUGUAGUAGAUAUUCCUUACUGUCUGUCCUUCACAAAGUUUCUACAUGCUUGUAUCUUCCAGUUCAACAGUAUAUGAAAUGUAAUUUCCUUAUAAUUUUCAACACAUUUUACAAUAGAAAUUAGUGAAAGACCAAUUGUAUAAAAAGGAAAAUGGAUGACCCAGAGGCAACAGGAAAGUAUGAUUUCCCAAUAUAUGAAAGAGCUGCAGUAACUUUCAGAUGUGUGCAUUCCCCACAAUGUUUCUGAUAUACACCACAGCAGGAGACUGAAAGCAUCUGAUUCCACUUUUGAACAAAAUACAGGUCCCUGUUACACCUGAACUGUAACUGAUCUGUGACUAGUUAGAUUAAAUUAUGGCUAGUGCAAGCAAUCUGUCUUGAAUGUUGUUUUGGAGAGAAAAGCAGGAUAUAAUUGAAACAGUGGUUUCUGUUCCUAUCUUGUUUAGGAAAAAUAUUUUAGUUAAACUACAGAUCCCUAUAACUGAAUGUAAGAGAAGUGGUGGACUUUUCUGUCCCCUUUUCCUUUGCACUCAGAACAUUGUAUCACUGAGGUUUGUUGAGAUGGCCAGAAUCUUUUGGAAUCUGCUUGCCCUGUCCUGUAAUUUAUAAUCUAACUCAGACAUGGGCAAACUUCAACUCUCCAGGUAACUUAUAAUCUAACUCAGACAUGAGCAAACUUCAACUCUCCAAAACACCUGAAGGGCUGAAGUUUGCCCAUUCCUGGUUUAGCUGCACAUGCAUUCAUUCUUCAGGGGUGGGGCAUUGUUUGCCAAAUCUCCAUAAGCUAUAGAUCAAAGCUGAGGUGACCCACAGUUUGAGAACUGUGGACACUCUUCCUAAUACAAGGAGAUCUUCCCAACCUUACGACAACUUGUCCCUAUUAUAGACCACAUCACAUUUCUCCCUCACCCAUCCCUUUGGAAUGCAUUCAAGCUGCAAAGUGGAAGUACCUUCAUGUAAAAACUAUUUAUUAAAACAAGUUAGGGUGGUUACGUACAUUUAUAUUCACCCAUGUAGUCAAGUAUUUAGAUUCACAGCUGUUCUGAAAGUUUAGAGUGACUGAUAUAUACAUGCACAGAGAGAGACAUAGCCAACCUCACAUGAUGGUUUCCAUAACUGAAAAUGCUGAUGGUUAAUCAUAAAUACACUGAGGUGUAUGUCCUACUUUUCUUUGUACAAUUAUAUACCUCCUUUCAAGUUCACAUGGAGAAAUGUGCCCAUUUCAACCACCCCUUUUAUUGAAAUCCUUAACACAGUUUCCUGAGAAUAAGUUUCACUAAGUCACACAUAUUGCUAAAUAGUUAUGUAUAGAAGUGUAUCCUUGUUCUGCCAUCAUUACUGACUAGUUAAGGGUUUGAUCAUUCAGCAGUUAAAGAGCCACUACUGAGAUGGACUCAGUUCAGAAUGAAAUGAAUUUCUUGUUGAUUAUCUUGUUUGAUUUUUCUGUUAUUUUACAUCAGAGGUACACCCUUCCAGACAUUGUUAGCCCUCACCUCCCUGCAGGCCUUGCCAGCACACCAAGGAUAAGGGGUGUUGAAAGUGCAAUAACACAAUUCCCACCCCUGUUAUAUCAAACAUUAUUUCUUAGUUGGGGAAAAUCUUCCCAUUCUUUGGAAUUAUACUGCAUACAUUUGUUAUUUGCAUCCCACCUCACAGAGUCUACAUGAAUUUGCUAUUAAGUCAAUCAUCUGGAAUCCCAAGCAGGUUUUUAGAUCUAAUAUAAUGUAGAAAAUAGUCAGAAUAUAGCAAUGGAAAGUUUAAUUUUGUGUUUGUUGGCAGUAAUGUGAAGAGUUAAAUUUCAGGAGAGUUGACAAGCUGGCACUGAAAAAAGACAGGGCAGUAAGUAACCUUUACAAUGCAACAGUUUUAUAAAGGAUAUUUUGUUUUGUUUUUUAGAUGUAACAUGGUGUAUUUGUUUUUUAAAGGUUAAAGUGUUUUAAUCCAAAAUAUCAAAUGUUCAGCCUUGACCUGAAGACUUGCCAUUAUUGUCAAAAUGUUUAGCUAAUCUAGAAGACUUUAGGCAGCAUAACUUGGAAAACAGCAUUGGUAUGUUUGUGUAAACCAUAUAUCCAGUCUCCAAGCCUCCAUUCCUGACAAUGACAGAAAGGGCUUCUUGUGUCAUUUUUAUCACAAUUCCUUGAAUGUUUUCUUAUUAGAUAUUUCAAAUUGAGACUAAAAGCCGUUGCACAAGAAAACAAAAUCUGUACAGUGGAUUUUGCCUGGCAUGUCAGAAAUACACAUGAAUAUAUAAAAUGCAGGGCUUUUUAUCCAUGUGAAUAUUUGGCAGUAUUUUCACAAAUAAAGACAAUGACUGGAAAAGAAAA
Molecule: messenger RNA, 5213 nt
Organism: Anolis sagrei ordinatus
Lineage: Eukaryota; Metazoa; Chordata; Lepidosauria; Squamata; Anolidae
Gene: FBXL17
Product: F-box and leucine rich repeat protein 17
Biological process (GO): SCF-dependent proteasomal ubiquitin-dependent protein catabolic process
Cellular component (GO): SCF ubiquitin ligase complex
Molecular function (GO): protein binding
Source: RefSeq, a predicted model, not a curated record